Messenger RNA from Maniola jurtina (meadow brown), 4343 nucleotides. Its product is annotated as centrosomal protein of 104 kDa. Gene Ontology annotation, cellular component: cilium. The coding region runs from base 232 to 3615 and encodes 1127 amino acids. Lineage: Eukaryota; Metazoa; Arthropoda; Insecta; Lepidoptera; Nymphalidae. The transcript is spliced from 20 exons. The record is from RefSeq and is a predicted model, not a curated record.
UCCACGGCCCUCCAUUCUUGUUUCGGAACUCGCUAUAAUUUAAGCAAGUUAUAUGUAACAAAUUAUUUAGGAAAUAAGCCAUGUAGUCAGUUUUUCAGUUAAAAUUUCAAUUUUUCAGUAGUUAUGAAGUUAUAAUUAUGUGCUAUUUUUUGACCCAAAUAAGUGAAAAGAAAAAGGUAGCGAUGGAAACUAAUAUAAUUUUAAUGAGAGUGUGCAGGUAGCUUAGGCAUCAUGCCGAAACGCAUACCAUUCCACGUCGUUUAUGCUACAAGCGAAGACAGCUCCUAUCCAGCAUGCGAGCUGAACGCCCAAGGGCCUGCAGCUCGCGGCUGGCGGAGCUCGGGCUCUCCGCCGCACGAACUUCUGCUCCGUCUUACAGCCGUCACGAACAUCCACAAGUUGCAGCUGCUCGCUCACCAUCAGCUCAUUCCUGCCUGCGUAGAAGUUUUGGUGUCGGGUGGUCUGGUAUCAGAAGGAGCAGCUACUCCGUGCGGGGCUACAUAUACCAGCGUUGGUCGCGUCAGCCUCGCGAAGCCUGCACCACAAGCGCGGACUAGAGAACUAAGAUCUGCCGCUCUCCCAGAACCAACUGUAGCACGAUUCGUUAAGCUUAGACUGUCCGGACCACAUCCACCCGCCAAAGAUGAUGAUCAGGUAGCGUUAAUGGCAGUAAAUGUCCUCGGUGAAGAAGUUGAAGACGUAAACAAAUCAACUGCGUCUAUGAAAACCGAAGUCUUCUUCUCACCUUAUGACGAUUUGGCCUUUGUCAUGUACGUGGACAACGAAAUCGCUGACCUGGUACGCAAUUUGGAUCGGAAGAAAAAAGCUGCAGUAGCUGAGGAACGCUUCGAAUAUGCGCGACGGUUAAAAUCUGCUGGCUCUGCAUUAGCGGCUGCGGGCAUAAGAAUCGGCAGGUGGAGACUUCGCAAAAGGACAGCAGCGGCCAGAGAUGACUUCGAGCUAGCGAGGCGAAUGCGAGACAGAAUAACUGACGCUCUUAUAGGUGUAAAGGAAGACCCCGAGUUGCGAAGACUGUUUGAGGAUGAUGGACCGGACUCCCGCAACGACUCGUCCAUGCCGCAAGCGUACGAUUUCUCCCAUCAUCUCUCGCCGUCAGUCGCUGCUGGCGCACAAAGUAUCGACAUACCCUCACCAGUUCCACCCAUAGAACACCACCCAGAGCCGCAGGAAGAAUUCAAUGGAAUAGAUGACUUAGAUUGUCAUCAUAUUCCUGCUUCGACCGUCCAAACAAUUGAAGAUGAAUUAGAAGUACAAGCAGAACCGGCCGAACAAAUCGAACCCAUCCAGGAAUUAAAGCCAGAAAUACAGAAGAAAGAGGAAGAAGAAUUAUUAAGAAAAGAAACAGAUAGCCCACGUAGAAGUAUAACUCCGAAUGCUGCCAAUGGUACCCUAGUAAGACGUAGAAAUAAGAGCGCCGGGCCAAGAUCUACAUUUGAAGCCUAUGAAGAAAGACUGUUACCGGCAUUAAGGCAUUCUCAUACCAAUGAGUACUUAAGAGAGGCUCGUGAAGAAGAGUGCAGUGGUGGAAGCGCUUCAUCACAUCCUCGCGUUGUUCAUAAACUCAACGAGCGAGAGAGAAAACAAGCUGCUUUGCCAAUACUAAUAUUUGGAUAUCCUUUAGUUGAAAAGUUCUUCUCGAAAAACUACUUGGACAAAGAAGAAGGGCUCGCGCGUCUUCGAGCGGAGCUGACGUCUCCAUCCAAUGGAAGUACGAAGACGUCUCCGAACAAGACCGCGAGAGCAGCGGCUACUUUGUUGCAGAGGGCUCUGAGAGACAAAGUGUUCUCAGUUUAUAGUCAGGCUAACGAGGUCGUCAGGGUUUUGUUUAAGGAAUUUGUGCCAGACAGAGUGUGUGCCGCAGAGGUUGGACGUUGUUUAGAAAAAUUGUUACCAGAAUUACUUCGCGCUUGUGGAGACCCUGCACCCCGCGUGCAUUCAACUGCUCAACACACUGUGCUUACUGUAGCCGACUGCCCGAUGGUGAGGAGUCUACAUAUAAUACCGCAACAGCUCGUCCGUCCUGUCGCCGCCUCCAUGCAUCCACGCCUCGCGUUGUCCCGCCUUCAGAUGCUCGAGCAACUAAUCCUGAGUCACGGCAUCUCGACUGACAAAAACAGUGGCCUAACAGUCCGCCGACUAGCGGAAUGCGGUGCAGCUGGCGCGCAACACGCAGCAGGCUCUGUAAGAGCUGCGGCUGAAAGGAUCCUUCUAGCUGCAUACGCAAGGUCACCCAGAGUUGUUAGAGCCCAACUACCACCAGACGACGCCGUUACAAGACGCAACCUCAUUUACAGACACCUAUUCCAACAGUUCGACAGAAUAGAUAUGCAGAAAAUGCUAAACCAGGCACCGACCGAAGAACAACUUCUUAACGGUGAAGAUCAAUCGACCUUAGAAGCAAGCGUCACUCAAUCUACACGAAGUGGUGUUACAGUCAGUGGUAUGACCACAUCCUUUGGAAUGUCUUCUUCAAUGGACGCAACGUCUUCAUACAGUUUAAAAUCUAGUGCAAGUGGAGCUACAUUAGCGCCUUCAAGUUUAAGCGGAAGUUUUACAACAUCUAGAACAAAAAGUAGUUUGAAGAAAUCACCGACAAAGAAGUACACACCAACUCGAACGUCAAAAGAUGUUUCAGGAUAUCCUGGUUAUAAUAAAUUGAGGUUAGAUAGUGCUACUAGUCCAAAACAUUCACCACGAUCUUCUGUCCUUGGAAACGAAAAGGUACACUUUGAAGAAAGUCAAACAGAUGAAGUUAUUUAUCGUCGCAGCAAUCGUUACCCUGAAAACCGUCAUUCUAUGAUACACUACGAUCACGAUCCAUCCAAACCUCAACUUAAAGAACGACCGGCCACAGUUUAUGAACCUUUGCACUUAGAAUACAGAGACUCACCAACAAUUGGAUCGCCAAAGACCUCCAAAAAUGAUGUGCAAAGUAUGGAUUCUUUACCAAUGGAUUCCCCACAAAUGUCCAAAAAUGAUUUAAGAUGUGAUUCAGAUAGCAGGAGUCUAGAUUCCCCAAAACUUAAGGCUGAUUAUUUUCGAGACGUUGGCUUGGAAUCACCAAAACUCGUAGCUGGGGUUAGGAAUUUGCAUUUAGAUGAACAUAGUCAAAUGGAAGAGAGCGGGUAUUACAGUCCGGGCAGAAGACAAGUUCUUAACAAUGAACAACCGUACGAAGGUUACGAAGCCGUCGGUGCUGAUGCAAGUAGUGAAACUACUCCAGAACCUGUAUGCAAUACAUCGUGUACGUGGUGUGGGCGGCGGGUGCGGGCGUCGGCGCUAGAGGCGCACUAUUGGCGUCGCUGCGUGCUGCUUGCGCGCUGUCCGCACUGUCACUUUGCGCUCGAAGCUAGAGCUCUACAUGCGCAUCUUUUGGAAGAAUGCUCGCUGAGCGAAGGCCUGUGGAAGGCGUGCCAUAAAUGUGGAGCUGCCUUACGUACUGAUGAAAGCGAAUACCACGUCAAUUGUAUACCUCUCGGCCUCGACGAAUGGAAGUGCCCAUACUGUCUCACAAACGUGCUAGCGCGGGACCUCCCUUGGCAGAGGCAUCUAAUGCAAUGUCCUCGCAACCCUCGACUGACGCAGCAAAACUAACGGGUACUAGGAAAUAAUGUGUUGAAUCCUAAUCUAGAUACGCAUAACUGAUUUUAGAAAUAUUAACAAAAAACCGGCCAUGUGCGAGUCAAACUAGCAUAUCUAGGAUUCCGUAGUUUGGAAACUUAAUAUUAUUAGAAAUUAUUUGGUUAAAUUAAUCUACCGUCUCAAAAAUAACAAACAUAAAUUACCUUUCAUCUAGUGAACUAACAGCAAUAUAGCAAGCGCCCUGAGCGCGCGGACGGGAUGCUGUGAAGACAAAAUGUAAUGGCGCUCUAUGGGCCGAAGUGCAACAAGUGCCCUCCGCGCACUCGUUACGUUUCAUAGAGCGCCAUCCAUUUUCUCUGAUGGCGGAUCCAGAUGUUUGUGACAAACAGCAAACAACAAGCACUGGCAAGCGUGUGGACAGCCGACGAGUGUUUGCGUAUGCUUGCUAACGCUUGUGAAUGCUUGUCGUUCGAUCCGAUCGGCUGCAAGGCAAACCAAAGACAAACACUGUGUAUAAAAAGUUAUCUAUGGUGUUUGCCGAUGCUUGCUGUAUGUUCUGCCGCAAGCAUCUGGCAGCACCAUCACACUCGCACUCGCACAUUCCAGUCCCAACAGUGUGACCGAACUUUUGCUAUACCUAUCACGAAAUGCAACAAGCGCCUGGGCGACCGUUAAGUUCUACAGUACCCCCAGUAUAAGAUUUUACUUCGAUAGUUGAAACAAAAUAACGUCAAAGUAAA